GCGGGCUUACAAGUAGGUAAGUGGGUUGGGAUGGGAUGGGAUGGGUUGGGUUUGGAUUUGAGUUUGGGAUUGGGUGGCUGUACGCGUGCGCAGGCAAAUCUUGCGGGUUUAUGAUCUUGUUUUCGUUUUGCAAAAAGAAAAUUCGGCGUCGAUUUGUGUAAACAAAGUUAUAAAAGUUGGGGGGGAUUACGAGAAGCGGCAGAUAAGGCUUUCGCCAUAUAAGCUAGUGUGCCAGGCCACAGGACAGCACUCAAUCGAGAGACUUCGAGAAGAACACACACACCACACCAUACCAUACCACAACAUACAACGCAACAUACAAUGGAGCACCAUCACAUCUACCGCCACAAAAAGUUCGACAUGGCUCGCAAGACCGAGAAUUGCGAUUUGCUCCUCAAGGAGGAGCUGAUCUCCCGGAGCGGCACACCCUGCACCAGUCGGAGUCCGUUCGAUGAGGCAAAUCAGUCCCUCAGCUUGGGAUUCAGUGACCAGGAUGCUGACUUUCCCCCGCUGCCGAAGCGCCGUCGUUUGGGAUCCUCAUCCUCCAGCGUUUCCUACCACUCAGCCAGUCCCAUCAUAACCGAGGCCAUCCAAGACAUCUUCAAGUACCACGUCAACAUGGUGCGGAAAUUCCCCAAGAAGGAGCGCACGCCGAAGGAUCAGGAGCGCCGCAACAAGAACACCAUUGCCUGCAGGAUGAGUCGGCGGAAGAAGAAGUUCGAUGACCUGCAGAUCGAGCAGCAGUACAAGGAGUGCUCCGUGGAGCACCUCAAGAUCGCCGAGCAGAGUUUGCGCGCCAGGGUCUAUCUGAAUCACCUCAAGCAGCUGGUCAAGCAGGACGACCACCCGCUGGUCUCCGCUAGGAGAGCUCCGGAGGAGAAUACCAAGAGGAACUUUAGCAUCGACUACCUGAUCGGCGGCAUUAAGCAGGAGAAUGCGUAG
Messenger RNA from Drosophila teissieri, 942 nucleotides. Its product is annotated as protein Mabiki-like. The transcript has a single exon. Lineage: Eukaryota; Metazoa; Arthropoda; Insecta; Diptera; Drosophilidae. The coding region runs from base 322 to 942 and encodes 206 amino acids. The record is from RefSeq and is a predicted model, not a curated record.